Xenopus laevis (African clawed frog) is the source of this 845-nucleotide messenger RNA. RefSeq names its product histone H2A type 1-like. Bases 64 to 456 code for a protein of 130 amino acids. The transcript has a single exon. The record is from RefSeq and is a predicted model, not a curated record. Lineage: Eukaryota; Metazoa; Chordata; Amphibia; Anura; Pipidae.
UCAGCGGCUCUUUGUGUAUCAUUUUAGAAUGUAUCUAGUCGAUAAGAGGUGAAUUUUGUUACCAUGUCUGGCAGAGGUAAACAAGGAGGAAAAACCCGUGCUAAGGCAAAGACUCGCUCAACUCGUGCUGGGUUGCAAUUCCCAGUUGGUCGUGUUCAUCGUCUGUUGAGGAAAGGCAACUAUGCUGAACGGGUGGGAGCCGGAGCUCCAGUCUAUUUGGCUGCAGUGCUCGAGUAUCUGACUGCUGAGAUCCUGGAAUUGGCUGGGAACGCUGCCCGAGAUAACAAAAAGACUCGUAUUAUCCCCAGGCACCUGCAACUCGCUGUGCGCAACGAUGAGGAAUUGAACAAACUGCUCGGAGGGGUGACUAUCGCUCAGGGUGGAGUUCUGCCCAACAUCCAGUCCGUGCUGCUGCCCAAGAAAACCGAGAGUUCUAAAUCCACAAAGAGCAAGUGAGCUGCCCUGUCCGCAAUCUGAACACAAAGGCUUUUUUCAGAGCCACUCACACCUGCUAAAAAAGGAGAUUCUCGUUUUUCAUAUUUAGAGAAACUAAAUUUGCUCAUUGCGAACGGCUGCUGUUUGUAUGAGGCUCGUGGGUAUAGAAGAAACAACCAUAACGCUCCCCGUAACAAUGUAUCCCCCGUCCAAUCAGUAUAAUCCAUUAGUACUGUAUCUUUCUCACUAUGCCAAAAUUAUUUUUUUUAAUUGGUUAGAUGUGAUACAUGUAGAAUUGCGUUUACGCAUAAAAUGACACUUUCAAUGUUUUUAAUCUGGUUUUACUGAACAAAACUUGCAAUAUUAAUCUUAAUUUAGGAGUUCUCAUGGGGUAAACUUAAUAAAAUCAU